GUGACAGUUCUAAUUAUUUAGAUUUUCGAUUCGAAGUGAAGGAAAAGAAAUAUAAUUUUUUGGAUUUUGAAUCCAGUUUAAUCAUAAUAUUUGUUUAUUAAAGUGGUAUAAAUAUUACCAAAAUUAUGGCUCCGAAAGCUGGUGGCGAUUCUGCUAAAGUUAAUUCAUCAGUUUAUAAGGAUAAAAGUAAACCUACGGAUAUUCGUUUGAGCAAUAUAAAUGCUGCAAAAGCUGUUUCUGAUGCGAUUCGUACAAGCUUAGGGCCCCGGGGGAUGGACAAAAUGAUCCAAGCCUCAAAUGGAGAAGUAACGAUUACUAAUGAUGGUGCUACAAUCUUGAAACAAAUGAGUGUUAUUCAUCCUGCAGCUAAAAUGCUUGUGGAGUUAUCUCGAGCUCAGGAUGUGGAGGCCGGGGAUGGCACCACAUCAGUGGUAGUUAUAGCUGGUGCUCUGCUUGAUGCCUCUGAGAAGCUUUUGCAGAAGGGUAUCCAUCCAACUGUGAUUUCUGAUGGUUUCCAUAAGGCUUUGCAAAUUGCAUUGCAGGUUGUAGAAGGCAUGUCAACACCAGUUGACCUAAACAAUGAAGAUGUGCUCCUGAAGGCGGCUGCCACUUCACUCAACUCAAAAGUAGUUUCACAGCAUUCAACCAUUCUGGCUCCAAUUGCAGUGCAGGCAAUUCGUGCAGUUAUGGAGCCUAUCCCUGGAGGAGUAGGUUCCCGUGUGGAUCUCCGUGAUGUGAAAGUGAUCGAGCGAGUCGGCGGGACCGUUGAAGAAACGCAACUUGUCCAAGGCUUGGUGAUACCACACCGCCCGGCCAAUGUCAAUGGACCACAUCGCAUUGAGAAGGCUAAAGUCGGCCUCAUCCAGUUCUGCAUUUCACCACCAAAGACUGAUAUGGAUCACAACGUGAUUGUCUCAGACUAUGCUGCUAUGGACCGCGUUUUGAAAGAGGAACGCCAAUACAUCUUGAAUAUUGUGAAACAAAUCAAGAAGGCUGGCUGUAAUGUGCUUUUAGUACAGAAGUCUAUAUUGAGAGAUGCACUCAGUGACUUGGCUGUACACUUCUUGGACAAAAUUAAGACCAUGGUCAUUAAGGACAUUGAGCGUGAAGAUAUUGAGUUUGUUUGCAAAACACUUGGUUGCAGACCCAUUGCUUCUCUUGAUCACUUCACUGCUGAAAACUUGGUUAAUGUUGAUUUAGUGGAAGAAGUCAGUGAAUCUGGAGGCAAAUAUGUUAAGAUGACAGGCUGCAACCAAGGCGGUCGCACCGUCUCCGUGGUCGUGCGAGGUUCCAGCGGGGCUGUGGUCGCCGAGGCGGGGCGUUCGCUCCACGACGCGCUGUGCGCGGUGCGCUGUGUGGCGCGCAGGCCGGCGCUGCUGCCCGGGGGCGGAGCGCCCGAGGCCGCCGCCGCCUCGGCGUUAGCACGAGCGUCUAUCGCCGCGCCCGGCGCUGAUCAUUACUGCCUGAGAGCCUACGCCGACGCGUUAGAGGUCGUGCCGUCCACACUAGCCGAGAAUGCCGGCUUGAACCCGAUCGAGACUGUGACAGAGCUCCGCGCUGCGCACGCCGCCGGUGCCAGCGGCGCCGGUGUGAACGUGCGGCGCGGGCGUGUCACCGACAUGCGGCAGGAGCACGUGCUGCAGCCGCUACACGUGACCGCCUCGGCGCUCGCGCUCGCCACAGAGACCGUGCGGGCCAUACUCAAGAUCGAUGACAUUGUAAACACAGUAAACUGAUGAGGAUGCUGAAUUGUACUACAAUAAAGUAUUAAUUUAUGUUUCACAAUUUUAUGUAUUUAAGUUUCUUUCGAGACUAAUAUUUUUGGUCAGUAUAAUUUAGUAGAAAUUAUAAAAAUUUCUUAAAUACUUCAAAAUAGUUUGUAAAUUGCUGACCAAUGCUUUAUUGAAUAAUAUGUCACUUAAUGCAACUGAAAAAAACUAAUAAAAUUAAUUAAGAACAUUA
Molecule: messenger RNA, 1962 nt
Organism: Amyelois transitella
Lineage: Eukaryota; Metazoa; Arthropoda; Insecta; Lepidoptera; Pyralidae
Gene: CCT4
Product: T-complex protein 1 subunit delta
Exons: 11
Coding region: 126-1736 (536 amino acids)
Biological process (GO): protein folding
Cellular component (GO): chaperonin-containing T-complex
Molecular function (GO): ATP hydrolysis activity; ATP-dependent protein folding chaperone; ATP binding
Source: RefSeq, a predicted model, not a curated record